UAGGCCUCCUCAAGCGAGACCCGAAGCGUUGAGAGGAGGUGGCCUCGGCGGCCGCUAAACAGCCCAUCCCUAAGCAGGGGAGGGGUUGGAGAAGCUGAGAAACAGAAAAUGGUUGAGGGCUGUCUCUGCCCUCGACAUCGAGCCGCCAGAGCCGUUCAGCUGGGAGGGGAAGCGAGCCGAGUGAGCAGCGGACCAGUGCUCCCUCCCGAGACUGUCCUGCUCCCGUCAUAGGGCUUGUUAUUCUGUAGGCAGGGGCGACGGAGGCUGCACGAAGUCUCCCUAGGACCGCAAAGGGCCGACAGCCGCGUCCGCCUCGGUAACAUGCAGCUGCGGGAGGAGGAGCAGAAGCAGGCCAGGGUGUGAGGAGGAGCUGCGGCGGCUUCUGCUUUUUGUUUGUUUUGGUUUCGGACGUGUGUCUUUUCCGCCGUUUCCGUGUUUUGGCUCGCCUCGCAGGAGGAGGAAAAUGGAGUCCUUCCCCAGUAGCGAUCGAGUUCAGUUACCUAGAAAUAUGAUUGAAAACAGCAUGUUUGAGGAAGAGCCUGAUGUGGUUGACUUGGCUAAAGAGCCUAGCUUGCAUCCUUUGGAGCCCGAUGAGGUAGAAUAUGAACCAAAAAGUUCUCGUCUUCUUGUACGUGGUCUUGGAGAUCAUGAAAUGGAUGAGGAUGAAGAGGAUUAUGAAUCGUCAUCAGCCAAACUUCUGGGAAUGUCUUUCAUGAAUAGAAGUACUGGUCUGCGAAGUAAUAUGGCUGGUUAUAGGCAACGUUCAGAUGGAUCGUGUUCUGCUCCAUCUGUAAGGACCACAAUAAUCUGUGCAGUUGUUCUUGUGAUUGCUGUCUCCGUAAUCAUGGCGAUCUAUCUUCUCCCCAAGUGCACUUUUACUAAAGAAGGUUGUCACAACAAAAACCACACAAUGGAAGAUAUAUAUCCUUUGGCAACUAAUGGAAAACUGUUUCCAUGGGCUCAUUUUAGGCUUCCGGAAUUUGUUGUUCCAAGCCAUUAUGACAUUGUUCUGCAGCCAAAUCUAACCACAAUGAGAUUUACAGGUUCUGUUCAAAUAACUGUGGAGGUCCUCCAGGUUACUAUGCAUGUUAUACUUCAUAGUUCAAAGCUUAAUAUUACCAAGGUAACACUUGCUUCACUGAGUUCAAGCCAGUCAAAACCAGUCGAUUUCCUGGAAUACCCAAUGAAUGACCAGAUUGCAAUUAUAGCUCCAGAAGCUCUUCUUGUAGGAGAUAAAUAUAAUAUCAGCAUAGAGUAUUCCUCUAAUUUAUCAGACACUUAUUCUGGCUUUUACAAAAUUGCCUUUAAGAAUAACAACUCAGCAAGUUGGCUUGCAGCAACUCAGUUUGAACCCUUGUCAGCAAGAGCAGCAUUCCCUUGUUUUGAUGAACCAGCAUUCAAAGCCAAUUUUCAAGUCAAAAUCAACAGAGAAGAUCAACACAUUGCUCUGUCAAAUAUGCCAAAGAAAUCAACCAAUCUCUUGGCAAAUGGAUUAUUUCAAGAUGAAUUCUUUGUGAGCUUGAAAAUGAGCACUUACCUAGUAGCUGUCAUUGUUGGAAACUUCAAAUGUAUCAAUAAGAAAACUAAUGGGAUUCUGGUAUCUGUUUAUGCUGUACCACAAAAGCUUGGGCAGACUGAAUAUGCCUUAAACACAGCAGUGAAGCUUCUUGAAUUUUACCAGAAUUAUUUUAACAUAACAUACCCAUUUAACAAAAUAGAUCUAGUAGCUCUUCCAGAUUUUCAGGCUGCAGGUAUGGAAAACUGGGGUUUGAUCACUUUCCGUGAGACAGCACUCCUUUAUGAUAAUAAUACUUCUUCAGCAAUUGAUAAAAAGAGAGUGACAACAGUAAUUGCUCAUGAGCUAGCCCAUCAGUGGUUUGGUAAUCUGGUAACAAUGGAGUGGUGGAAUGACCUGUGGCUGAAUGAAGGAUUUGCUACUUUUAUGGAAAAUCUUGCCAUGAAGAUCAUCUUUCCAGAUUUGUAUACUGAUGACAUUUUUUUAAAUCUGCAAUUUAAGACCAUGGAGAAAGAUUCCAUGAAUUCAUCUCACCCGGUUACCCUUCCUGUCAACUCAUCAGCAGAGAUUGAACAAAUGUUUGAUAUAGUCUCCUACAUCAAGGGAUCUUCUCUCUUGUUUAUGUUAAAAAACUAUCUUCAUAAAGAUGUUUUCCAAACUGGCAUUCAGAUCUAUUUGCAUGACUACAGCUAUAAUUCCACGUACAGCGAUAACUUAUGGGACAGUAUGAAUAAGGUGACACGUGGAACCCCUGAUGUAAAAAAAAUUAUGAACACUUGGACAAUUCAGAAAGGAUUUCCAUUGGUGACUGUCAAAAGGGAGGGGAAAAAAAUCCUUUUAAAGCAGGAAAGAUUUGUGCAUAACACAGAACUGGGAGAUCAAAUCUUAUCUUCAAGUUAUCUGUGGCAGAUCCCUCUUUCUUAUAUCACAAACAAUGACAACUCAUCCCUCCCUUUGCAGACAUACUUACUGGAUAAAAAGACAGGUGUAAUUGAGUAUCCUCAUGAAAUAGAGUGGGUGAAGUUCAAUGUGAACGGAAAUGGUUACUAUAUUGUGCAUUAUGAUGAUAAUAACUGGAGUGCUCUAAUUCAACUACUGAAGACAAAUCCCAGUAUUUUUGAUCCCAAAGACAGAGCCAAUUUGAUUCAUAAUACAUUUAUUCUGGCUGGGGUAGGAAAAGUCUCUUUGACCCUGGCUUUCAAUCUAAUAGACUAUAUAGUGAAAGAAAACAGCACGGCUCCAAUUAUACAAGCUUUAUACCAAAUGAGUCGUAUCUUCAAUUUAGUUGAGAAACGAGGAAUGCUGGAUCUCUCAGCCAGAGUGUUGUAUAGGAUUGAAAAAUUGUUUGGAGAGAAGAUUGAUCAAAUAACAUGGAACAAUAAUAAGACCAUCUCAGAAUUAGAACUACAGUCAAAUUUACUAAAUUUUGCCUGUUCCUAUGAUUUAAGAAAGUGUAGUUCCACUGCUUCUGAUCUAUUUAAGACAUGGAAGGACUCCAAUGGGACAGCAAGCCUGCCGACAAAUGUUAUGAAGAUCAUAUUCACAGCUGGAGCAAAAACUGAAGCUGGCUGGCAAUUUCUUUUACAAAUGUAUUCUUUUGUGGAUUCUGAACCAGAAAAACUCAAAAUUCUUGAAUCACUGGCCAGCACAAGUGAUGUUAAAAAACUCAUCUGGUUAAUGGAAACAAGCCUGCAAGGAGUUGUAAUCAGAUCACAGGAUCUUCCAACUGUCAUUAAAAGUAUCAGUCAGAAUUUGCCUGGACAUUUAUUGGCAUGGGAUUUUGUUAAAGAAAAUUGGAAUCAGCUUAUCAAAAAGUUUCACAGCGGAUCAUACACUAUUCAAAGCAUUGUAACAUCAACAACGUAUCAGUUCUCCACACUAGAACAUCUGCUAGAGGUUAAGUCAUUCUUUGAGUCAAAGUCAGAGGAAACUGCUCAGUUGCGGUAUGUCCGAGAAGCUAUUGAGACAAUUCAACUGAAUAUUCAGUGGAUGGAAAAAAACUUGGCACUCCUCGAAAAACUGCUAUAGUAGUCACAAUUCUCUUACAGCUUGUAUUAAUCACUAGAAAUGCUGGUCUUUUGCUUUUGCAAAAAAAAAAAAGUUAAACAUGAGCAAUGCAAUUUUUGUUUUUUGCACUCAGAGGGUUGUAGUUAGCUCAGGGUUAAUCUUUUCUGAAUUGGCUCUCUGGAGUAUUUGUGGACUGGAUAUAAUUGCUAAUAAGGGAAAAGCUCAUUUUGACCACAUAUUCACAUAAACAAGGAUACUAUAAUAACUUUUAAAAUUUAAGUACAGUUCCCUUUCAUUGUAGGAACAUGGAAUUCCAUUUCUACAUAUAGAGUACAUUUUUACUUAAUGAAAAAACAGGAGAGCAAGACAAACACUCCAGAGAUCUGCUUUUUCUUUGCAAAAUUCAGUUUGGUCUUUCUCAUUGUGCAUAGUUUGCUGAAUUGUAAAUAAUGUCUCUGUUGUAAAGCAUUUUUAUCGCCAUUAUAAGCAGUGGCUAAAACACAGUAAGAUAAAUAGGUGAAGUAACAAGUAAGAUUUGGGGAGUUCUGGGUGUUGAUUUAUCUAGGCAUUUUCUAGAAAUUAUGCAAAUAUCAGAAUUUUUUAAUUACAACAUGGCUAGAUGUUAACUAGUACUGUGUACUGAAUUAAGUUAAAUGACCUUUUGUAAACAUAAGUAAAAUGUUAAGAGAGCUAUGCUGAACCUGACCAUAGAGGUUUUCAAAAAGGUUAUAAAUUAUAGGUUGGAGAAUGUUUUAUACAGUUUUCAGAGUCCAGUUUUGUUUUUCCAUUUCAUAUAGCUUCCUAAAAGUAUGUAGUACACUGAUUCAGCAAUUGUAGAAUUAUUGGUUUAGGAAUUGCCUGGUUUCAAUUCCUUUCAAUAUUGCCCUGAUGUUUCACAUUUUUCUGUAAAUAGAUAUUUCUGAAACUAGAUCAUGCCUGUACUUUGACCAAAGUAACUAUUUGUUAAAUCAUGACACAUGCUGUUUUUGUCACUCAUCCUUGUUCUAAAAUCUUUCACCGAAAAUAAAGCAUGCCAUAUUAUUAUAAGAAA
Notechis scutatus (mainland tiger snake) is the source of this 4574-nucleotide messenger RNA. RefSeq names its product leucyl and cystinyl aminopeptidase (gene LNPEP). The record is from RefSeq and is a predicted model, not a curated record. Lineage: Eukaryota; Metazoa; Chordata; Lepidosauria; Squamata; Elapidae. Gene Ontology annotation, molecular function: zinc ion binding; peptide binding; metalloaminopeptidase activity. Gene Ontology annotation, cellular component: cytoplasm; plasma membrane. Gene Ontology annotation, biological process: regulation of blood pressure; peptide catabolic process; proteolysis.